AUGAAAUGCUUGAGUGGCGAUAGUGUGGUCAGCAAGUCAAGUAGUAGUUCAUUUCAGCAUGAUUGUGAUAGCUUAUCUUCUGCAAGCAAUUUUCUUGGUUAUUGGAAAAUUUAUCGUUCGUCUUCGCAACCAUAUCCUUAUCCACGUACUCAUACACUCAUUGUUGUUCCACCAUCACGGCCAAUUGUGGAGAGUAAUGCCGAAGAAGAGCAUACUAAAAUGCGACCAUCAUUGAAUCGUACCAUACCACCGAUACCGGAAUCCAAAUCCAAUGAUUCAAUUAUAACUCAUACAUCGGAAAAGCGCAUUGAAAAUCAUGCUGAAUGCGAACCUUCAACUUCCAGAACCCUUCGGGUACCAUCAUGUGUUAAAUCUAAAGGAGAAGCUGUUGGAUCAUUUACUGCCAAAAUGUCUUCACAAAAGAUCGAGAGCGAUGGAUCAUUAGUUAUUGAAAAUACAAUGACGCGUAGUUUGGUAACAAAAAGUGCAUUAAUCGCUUCUAAUGGAAACAGACGAUCAGAAGGUAUGCCGCGGAGUCCAUUGAUGAGUGUGGCUGAUUCAGUGCGAUCAAAGCUUACAAAACUUGGAAAUCGUUUCAGUCGGUCAGAUGGAAAUCGAAGUAUCCGUACCAGUACCAGCUUAUCUAGCAUGCGUCGAGGUCCAGUCGAUAAGCUAAGCUAUGCACCAUCUAAAACGCAAUUCAAGAAAGCAGUAAGUAUAGAGAUGCGAACCAACCAAGAUUCUACAAAAGAUUCGACCGAAUUUGUUCCUCCCAGACAAAUUUUAGGAAGCAAUGCACUGAGAAUUCCAAGAAUCCCGAGAUCACGUACAUCUUUAAAUGAUCAAUCAUCACAUGUGGAAACCUCUAACCAGAAUGUUUUAUUGAAUCACGAUAAAUAUUUUAAGUUUAUCAAACCUAACAAUUUACCAUCGAAAUCGGGAAAUGAUAUGAAGACGAAUUCAAUUGUGAAAGCUUUCAAAGUACACUUGGAACCGAGAGCUACACAAACUGUCUCACCACCUGAUAGGAUUCGUCAACCCAAUUCACCAACAGUAGCAUUUACCGUGACAGAUGAAAUGCAGACUCUCAAGAAAGAAAAUAUCAAAGAAGCAAAAAUCAAACCUACAAUGAAUAUUUUCGUGAAGAAUAAUAGAGAGGAAGACGCUUACCGAAUAUCCGAUGUGAAAUUUCAACAUAACAGAAAUAAUCAUAAGCAGAUGAAAGCGAAAAGCACUAGUCGACAAAGAUCUUUUAUACCACUCCACGCAACACCACUUCGAAGGUUACCUGCAAGAAAAUCAGGUACCGAGAUGGGCCAGGCACCUUUGGCGGAAUGUGAAUCGUCCCACAUUGAAAAUUCGCCAGCUGUUGAAGUGCCUCCCGUAAAAUUCAUUCCGGAUAAAAUUCAUCGUAUGUGCAUAGAAGAAAGUUCGGAAGACAGAGUUACAGAAUCACAAUCAUCCGAUCCUAGUUCGUCAACAAACUCAAUGAGAGAAAUUUGCGUCAACCAAUUUUUGAACAGUGAGUCGAUUUACCACUGUGAUAAGGCAACAAGGAAAGGGUCAUUAGAUCAUAGAAGGAAGAAUGGCUCCACUGACUGCUCCUGUGAUAAUAAUAUUAAAUCAAGAAGUAGUCCCAAUAACUUCGUUUCACCAACCGCUAUGACAUCAUCUGGAUUAACAACAUCUUCUGGUUUUCAAGAUUCUUCAGAGAAAUCUCCAGAUAAGGAUGCGGAAUUGAAUGAACAAUUUGUCGAUAUGACCAUCAUCCAAAACAGUUUGUGUGAAUGGUACCGGUGGGGCUAUGCUGUGAUGGCCGACUGCCUACUUCUAAACACGCUGAUCAAAUCGGUGAGGGCGGGUCGAUCUCGUUCACGACGGCCAUCAUCACGCGAUCAUGAUCAAGGACCGGUUGCUUCACCAAAUUCCGUUUCAGCUCAUUAUAAGAAUCAAAGAUACGAUAAAGCACUGGUCAGUGAAAAUAAGAUGGUUGCAUUUCCUAGCGUAGCGAUGUACGAAUCAUCGUGUAAUGAUGUUGUGUACAUAAAAAGUCAAUUGCUGGAAUUGAGGAGAUUAAUAAAUGAUUCAUCAGAAGCAGAAGGCGCAAACAAGUCGACCCAAAUGAAAAUAGAGGACAGCGAUGUUAUACAGCGACUCCUUAAAGAAAAUGAUGCUUUGCGUAAGGAAUUGGUGGAAAAAGAUAGAACAAUUAGUAAGUUAAAAGCUGAGAUGCUACUUCAUUGA
Molecule: messenger RNA, 2244 nt
Organism: Cercopithifilaria johnstoni
Lineage: Eukaryota; Metazoa; Nematoda; Chromadorea; Rhabditida; Onchocercidae
Source: the annotation of a GenBank genome assembly